AUGAGUUAUACAGAGUCAUGGAUUGAGUUGGAGAAGAACCUCGGUGGUCGCAUGGUGUUGCACGGAACCCCCGAGGAAAUCAGAGGACAAUAUGAGCAACUAGUACAGCUACUGCUGCCUCAACUGCCGCAGCCGUCGGACGCGGUGGAAAGCAAGGACGGCGAGGUCGACGGCAUCAAGUACCGACUGUACACGCCCAAGGAAGCCUCGAAGCAAGGACCCUUGCCCGUGGGAAUCUGGACGCACGGCGGCGGCUGGAUGACUGGCGACCUCAACUCGGACGACCUUCUGUGCCGAGUUGUGGCUGAACACGUCCCUUCCAUCAUUGUCAGUGUGGACUACCGCCUUGCGCCGGAACAUAAAGUCCCCACGCAACUUCAGGACACACUGAAGGUGUAUAGAUGGGCCCAUCAAAACGCAGCUUCUAUCGGUGGAGAUCCCAACAAAUUCUACACCAUCGGCGGCUCGGCCGGCGGUGCACUCGCAUUGCAGGUAGCCAACGCUCUUGUCAAAGACCCCUCGAAGCGCAAUAACAUCAAGGGUGUUGCCGCCGUGGUCCCCUGCACGCUUCACUGGGACAAUGUGCCCGAGGAGUACCGGUCCAUUUACAAGGCGUAUGAGGAGAACAAGGAGAACGUACCGAUCAUCGACAAGGGGUCUAUGGAGGCUUUUUAUCACCAUGCCGGCGUGGAUCCCAAGGACAGCAAUAUCUUUACCGCCCUGGCUACCGACAACCACAAGAACUUCCCGCCUACUUACUUUGUGAGCUGUGAGAAGGACCCGCUGCGAGAUGAUGCCUAUGUCAUGGAGGCCGCGCUCAAGAAGGCUGGUGUGCCAACCAAGCAUGACCAUUAUAAGGGUUUGCCGCAUUAUUUCUGGAUUUUCCCAUCUGUGCCAGAAAGCCAGGAGUAUAUUCAGAACCUGAUCGGGGGUGUCAAAUGGUUGGUCUCGCAGAUGUGA
Exophiala dermatitidis NIH/UT8656 is the source of this 960-nucleotide messenger RNA. Its product is annotated as carboxylesterase. Bases 1 to 960 code for a protein of 319 amino acids. Gene Ontology annotation, molecular function: hydrolase activity. The transcript is spliced from 3 exons. The record is from RefSeq and is a predicted model, not a curated record. NCBI's taxonomy places the organism in Eukaryota, Fungi, Ascomycota, Eurotiomycetes, Chaetothyriales, Herpotrichiellaceae.